AUGGAUUUCUUGCUUCUCAAGAAGAUUAGUCUCCUCUUCCUUCUCAUUUCCGCGUCACUUAUGUCUAUUUCCUUUGCAGGUCGACACGUAUCCAGUCACUCGUUUAUGGACCAAAAGCGAGCGAGUGUUACUCACGAGGAACAUCAUGGAAAAAUGAGUGAAGUCCAUGAAAGACUUCUGAGAGUGAACAACAAAGACUAUGGAAGAAUUGAUCCACCUCCAGAACUGUGUGCUAAUAGGUCAGUGAGCAAAUUGGAUCAAAAGCGAGCGAGUGUUACUCACGAGGAACAUCAUGGAAAAAUGAGUGAAGUCCAUGAAAGACUUCUGAGAGUGAACAACAAAGACUAUGGAAGAAUUGAUCCAUCUCCAGAACUGGGUUUUCAGAUCGACGGACCUCGUGAUUUGAUCUUACAAUGUACGUUCAGUUGA
This is a messenger RNA of Fraxinus pennsylvanica, 429 nucleotides long. Lineage: Eukaryota; Viridiplantae; Streptophyta; Magnoliopsida; Lamiales; Oleaceae. The record is from the annotation of a GenBank genome assembly.